Molecule: messenger RNA, 701 nt
Organism: Pollicipes pollicipes
Lineage: Eukaryota; Metazoa; Arthropoda; Thecostraca; Pollicipedomorpha; Pollicipedidae
Exons: 2
Coding region: 81-557 (158 amino acids)
Source: RefSeq, a predicted model, not a curated record
CCAGGUGUUGUCCUCACACCUGGCGACGGAGGUGCGCGGACAGCAUCUGGUCACGCCUCUUACCGACACACGGCCCGACCAUGCUGAGCCAAGCCACGGCGCCCAUGGUGUUGACCCUGGCGGCGGCAGUCUCCGGCGCACUCGUCGGACCGCCGGCGCUGCACGGUUCGCUGAUGCUGCCUGAGGCCGGCGGGCCGCCGUCCGCGGUCUCGCUGCGUGAACGGCAGCCGAGAGCCUUGGACGACAUCUACGACCUGGAGUUCUUCGAGUGGAUUCCCCCGGGGGAGACGGCGGCUGUGCAGACCGUCUCCAUGCUCACCGAGACUCUGUCCCGAGUGGAGGGAGUUAUGACUACCGCUACUCAGACCGCGGCCGCGGAGAGCAUCACAGCAUCCCAGACCCAGACCCAAACUCAGACUCAGACUCAGACGCAGACUCCGGCGCAAGCAGCGACCACAUCCCAGCCUCCGAAAGACGGCGCUGCAGCUGUGGUUAUGUGUUGGUCUUGCCUGUUUGUGUCCCUCAUCACAGUGGCAGGCAUUUGCCUUGUAGGUUGACGAUAGCCAACAGCUUUUGGACACGGACGUGGCCGCUUCAAAUGCAGGCAAGACAAGUGAACUGUUUACAAUAUUCAUUUUUGAUGUUUUGCGCGGGAGGCGAAGUUUAAAUUUCCUGGUAAAUUAAAUUAAUGAAAUAAACGU